ACUUGAGAAAGCUAUAAAUAUUUUUCAAAUACUUUGUUCUGCUUCAUUUAAUUUCUCAAUUUUUGUUUAAUCGGUUUAUUCUUUUUGUGCUGCAUUUUUAUUUAUUUUCAUUUAAUACAAGAUUAUGCCUUUUUUUGAUUCCAUUUCUGAGGCUAUAGAUACCAUCGUGGUCAAGCCAAUAGAAGUUGUGGGAAAAACUACAGUUUCAUUAACUGAAACAGUAGCAGAAACUGUGGAACAAUCAGUAGACAACCUUAUUAUAAGACCUGUACAGGCAGUUGGAAAGGCGUCAUUUGUAGUUGCUGAGACGUCAGAGCUUAUCAUCGAUAAUGUUAUCAUUAAACCGGUUGAAAAAUUAGGAGAGGCAACGAUUGUAGUCGUAAAUACCUGUAGUAAUGUUAUAGGCAGCAUUACAAACUAAUAUAACAAUGUUAUGCUCAAUAAAAUGAAAGUAUGCAAAGCGUGGAAGUUUUUAAUGCAACGGUUUUUAAAAUUUUGAAUUUUUUGUUGAUUUCGCUGAAUAAAAGCUGAAUUAAAAGAUAAAGUGGACGAGAUCAGAGAGAACAAAUCAAAACUAAAACAAUAAUUGUGAAAUUUAAAUAGUUUAACUCAUUAAACAUGGCAUUAAAAGUGAUUGUUGGCCAAAAAAUUAUGAAUGAGGUCAUCAAAUACAAAGGGCCUCAAAAGAAAGCAGCACCCGGAAAAGCAGCAGCAGCAAAUGUUGAAUGGCGCGUACUCGUUGUUGAUAAGCUUUCCAUGCGAAUGGUUUCUGCAUGCACUAAAAUGCAUGACCUUAGUGCUGAAGGCAUAACAUUGGUUGAAGAUAUCAAUAAGAAACGAGAACCUUUACAAACGAUGGAAGCUGUAUAUUUGAUCACACCAUCAGAGGAUUCCGUACGUCAUGUGAUUCGUGAUUUUGAGUCACCUACUCGUCCUUUAUAUAAAGCUGCCCACGUAUUUUUCACCGAAGCCAUACCAGAUUCAUUAUUUGAACUCAUGAAAGGACAAGAAAUUGUCAAACAUUUGAAAGCAUGCAAAGAAAUUAAUAUUUCAUUUAUUCCGUACGAAGAGCAGAUUUUUUCACUGGAUUCGCCCGAUACAUUCCAAUGUAGCUAUUCGCCAAGCUUGAGAUCCGCUCGAGUUGGUAAUAUGGAGCGUAUAGCCGAACAGGUUGCUACGCUUUGUGCCACUUUGGGCGAAUAUCCUUCCAUACGUUAUCGCAGUGAUUGGGAACGUAAUGUUGAAUUGGCCCAAUUAAUCCAACAAAAAUUGGACGCUUACAAAGCCGAUGAACCAACAAUGGGUGAAGGACCAGAAAAGGCCAAAUCAACGUUGUUGAUUCUGGAUCGUGGCUUUGAUUGCGUUUCUCCAUUACUGCAUGAACUAACGUUACAAGCAAUGGCAUAUGAUUUGCUACCUAUUUCAAAUGAUGUCUACAAAUAUGAGAAUCAAGGUGCCGAGAAGGAGGUCUUGUUAGACGAGAAUGACGAACUUUGGUGUGACUUGCGUCAUCAGCAUAUUGCGGUCGUGUCUCAAAAAGUCACAGGACAAUUGAAGAACUUUACAGAAUCAAAACGAAUGUCAGCAACUGACAAGGCAUCAAUGAGAGACUUGUCCCAGAUGAUUAAGAAAAUGCCGCAAUAUCAGAAGGAACUGUCAAAAUAUGCAACACAUUUGCAUUUGGCUGAGGAUUGUAUGAAGGUUUAUCAAGGCUACAUUGAUAAGCUGUGUCGCGUUGAACAAGAUUUAGCAAUGGGUACAGACGCUGAGGGCGAGAAGAUUAAGGAUCAUAUGCGCAAUAUUGUACCAAUCCUUCUUGACACAACUGUCUCAAAUUAUGACAAAGUUCGUAUCAUUGCUCUUUAUGUGAUGAUUAAAAAUGGAAUUUCAGAGGAGAAUUUCACAAAAUUGGCAACACAUGCUGGCAUUGAACAGCGGGAACGAGAAAUGAUUCUAAAUUUGACUCAUUUGGGUGUAAAUGUUAUAUCUGACGGAAGUCGACGCAAGCAAUAUACAAUACCACGUAAGGAACGUAUUACAGAGCAAACGUAUCAAAUGUCUCGUUGGACUCCAGUAAUUAAGGACAUCAUGGAGGAUUCAAUUGACGAGAAAUUGGAUCAGAAGCACUUCCCAUAUUUGGCAAAUCGCUCAGGACAAACAUCAUAUAGCGUCCCAACAAGUGCACGUUAUGGACACUGGCACAAAGAGAAGUCAGCACCAGUCAUCAGAAAUGUACCAAGAUUAAUCUGCUUUGUUGUUGGCGGUAUGAGUUACUCAGAAAUGCGAUGUGCAUAUGAAGUCACAAAUGCAUACAAGAAUUGGGAAGUUAUUGUCGGAUCAUCACACAUUUUAACGCCUGAAGGAUUCCUUAGUGAUUUGGGAGCCAUUUCUAAGGAUGAUUAAAGUUAAUAAGUUAAUAUUGCAAUAAUUUUUUUUCUCUCUAUCUAUUCCCUCAUAAUGAAAAAUUUUCUUGGCUUAUCAAUGUGAUUUUUCCUCUAAACUGUAAUUGAAUGAUGAGAAGAAAAGAUAUUUAACAAUAUUUAAUAACGUGAAAAAAGUUAUAAAAAUUUUAAAGUUUAAAAGCUUCUGUACUAAGCAUUGUGAAGACAAAGAAGUUCACAUGCUAUGAAAUUUUCAUUUUUUCAUCAACUUAAUGAAUUUCGUUAUUUAUUUCGGAGAAAUAUUUAAAUUAUUUUAAAAGCAGUGGCAAUCAAGCCUGUCUCGAUACCAAAUGAAGUAUUUAAAGUCUCUUUUUUUAUUGCGCUAUGUUGGCACUUGGUAUUAUUCUCAUUAUCGCCAUUUAUUGCUAAUUCCAAGUGUUUAAUUUUGUAGGUGGAAGUGGAAUGCGAAUGGAAUUUUUUGGGGCGCUGUGGGAAUGCUUUGGAAAUGAAAAGUUUACAAAAAUUUGGAAUUGCGAUAAAUAAAAGCUUUGAAAUUUGUAUGAGAAACUCUCAUAUGAUCCGGAACCAUACAAAUGUUCUAAAACUAUAAAGAACAAUACACAUGUUUUUGAAUCCACAACUAAACCAUACAACAGCCUGAAAUUUGAUAAAAACAUUCGAAUUGAACAAAAAACGUCAAAAUUCCCGAAAUGUUAUAAAACCCUUCAAAUUCCAUUCAAACCCUCAAAAUCUGCAAUUUAUAAAUUUAUUUAAAUCUUUGUUUCAAAAACCUGAUUAUUGACGAUUAAUUGCUUUAAAUGUUUUAAAAGACAAUAUUUUAGUUUAGGAUUGAAUCAUUAUAUUCUACAAGCCUAGAAGAAUAGAAAAGUUUACCUAUUUAACAGUUUAUUAUGUUUAUGUUCUUUAAAUGAAAUUUUUGAAUGAAGAAAUGUUAAUGCAAUUUGCAUUUUUUGCUACUUAGCAUUUGAAUAGUAGAAUGAAUUUUUUUCAAGGAUUCAGCAGAAUAAGGAAAAGUUUUUUAAAAGGGAAAUAUUCUAUAUAAUUAAAAUGAAGCUCUAGAUAGUUCUAGUGCAUGUCUUUCUUUACUCAAGAAUUAUUAAAAUAGUAGAUUUUUGCAUAUAGUUGCAUGUGAACAAUGUGCUGACUUAUUUGAAAGUAUUAAGUCUCUAUACUCUUGUAACUAGACACACUUAUAUAAUAUUUUGAGACCUUUGAUGAAGAUCAAAUUAGUAGCUAUAAUUAAUUAGAUGCUUUAGCUCAGUUACCAAGAUUUGUCGCCAUUUCAAAUUCACAUUCAAAUUAUAUGCCAAUAAUCUCCAAAUUAACUAUAUAUUUACCGAAAAAAAUCAAAUCAAAUCAAACAAAUCAAUAAACUAACAUAAAUGAAUAUCAGAAUGAGUACAUCCGUUUUAAAAGCAAAACUUCUAUAUAUCAUCAUAUACAUGGAUAAUAACAAUCUCUUUCUUAAAUAUUAACAUUAAAAAUUGAUUCCUUUAUUAGGUAGAAUAAUAAUGAACAAAAUGAAAAGUAAUAAAAGUAAAUGAAUAUUUAUUGAGCAGAUUUAGCUAUGGGGAAGGUCAAUUUGGGGGUAGAUUAUUAAGGUUCUAGAAGAUUGAGAAAUUUUGAACAUCUUUUUAAAAUGUUUUAACACAGAUUAAGUCAAGAUAAUAAUUAAGACAUGAAAUUACAUCAAGUGUCUGUCAAAUGAAAAGCUUGGUCUUGGAGUCAUAAAGGGUAGGCUUGACUAAUUAUUAACUUACAGAAAAAUGUGAUCCUGAAGCGUGUCGAAAAACUGAAAUCACUUAAUAACAAGCUUCAUAGCUCCCAAAACCUCACCUAUAACUAGAUUUGCUCCUAUUCAGUGAUCCCAAACGAUAACUUACCUAUCAAAUUUCAACAAUUUAAAUGAAAUUUUGAAAAAAAAAACAAUGGGAGACAUGCAGCCUCCACUUAAAAAAAUUUGGAAGUUUAACAAAAAAAAAAGCUUAAAGUCAAUUUUUAAUCUUAGAGAAACUCAUUUUUCAACAUUUAAUAAACAUUUGAUGACAAACUAUAUACCUUAAAAUGUAGCACGAAUCAUUAACAAGAAUGACAGUUCAUAGUUUAAAGUAUUUAAUGAUUAUUGUUGGAUUGAACACCAAAUGAUUCGCAUAGAACUGGACUUCCAUUUCUCAAUUGGAGCAGUUCAUAAAGAAAGUAAGAAACUCUUGCCUCAUUUUACGUGAUGCACGUGUGCAUUAAAAAAUCUAAUCAAUAAAGUAAUAAAAAUCUUCAAAGUAUUUAUAUCAAUAAGCUAAGCUUAAAAAAAUUGAAAUUCAGUGAGUUGGCCAAGUCAACAAAAUAAAUUGGAAAUUAAUGCACAGAGGAUGUUUCUUACUCCUGCAUUAAAAAUAAAAUAUUUUUUAAAAUUUACUUCCAUGUGCUUCGCGUGGAAGUUGAAGAUACAUAAAAAAUGGGAAUUUUGAAAAAUAAUAAAAAUGAUACCUAACUAUUGGAAGCAUUUUAUCACUUGUAAAAUCAUAAGCAUUAACAUUUAAAACUGCAAGGAUAAUAUAUAUUGCAAAAAGUUCAAAAAGUA
Chironomus riparius is the source of this 4980-nucleotide messenger RNA. Lineage: Eukaryota; Metazoa; Arthropoda; Insecta; Diptera; Chironomidae. The record is from the annotation of a GenBank genome assembly.